UCCUUCAGCGGCAUCUGUCGGUAAAACGGCACUCCAUCGGGCGCUUUAUACGAACCAACCCGCCGCUGUUUUGUUUCCAGAUACCUCGAUCCAUCAUGGCGAUGCACGCGAAAGCGACUCCACCGCAGAUCCCGGACACCCGCCGGGAGCUCGCUGAGCUGGUGAAGAGGAAACAAGAGCUUGCUGAGACACUGGUGAAUUUGGAAAGACAAAUAUAUGCAUUUGAAGGCAGCUACCUAGAAGACACCCAGAUGUAUGGCAACAUCAUCAGAGGAUGGGACCGAUACCUCACCAACCAAAAGAACUCUAAUAGUAAGACUGAUAGGAGGAAUAGGAAAUUCAAGGAAGCAGAGCGUUUAUUCAGCAAGUCGUCUGUCACAUCAGUUGCAGCAGUGUGUGCACUUGGUGGGAUACCGGAUCACAUGAAUGAAAAGCGUGAGGCAGGCAGCGGCACAGAGAGUGACACCUCUCCAGAUCUCCAGAACCAAGAGAACGAGCCGAGUCAGGAGGACACGGAAGACGUGGACUCGACGUUGCAGGACCUAAAGCCUCAGAAGGCUGCCUCCUCUUCCUCCUCAGGCAGCCAUCACACGAGCCACAAAAAGAGGAAGAACAAAAACAGACACAGCCCUUCUGCCAUGUUUGAUUAUGACUUUGAGUUUGACAUGAAGGUGAACAAGAAACCGCGAGCUGAUUAUUCAACUUAAAAACUGGAAAA
Lates calcarifer (barramundi perch) is the source of this 718-nucleotide messenger RNA. Its product is annotated as chromatin modification-related protein MEAF6. Gene Ontology annotation, cellular component: NuA4 histone acetyltransferase complex. The transcript is spliced from 8 exons. The record is from RefSeq and is a predicted model, not a curated record. NCBI's taxonomy places the organism in Eukaryota, Metazoa, Chordata, Actinopteri, Centropomidae. The coding region runs from base 96 to 707 and encodes 203 amino acids.